Molecule: messenger RNA, 3000 nt
Organism: Pteropus alecto (black flying fox)
Lineage: Eukaryota; Metazoa; Chordata; Mammalia; Chiroptera; Pteropodidae
Gene: FBXO36
Product: F-box protein 36
Exons: 4
Coding region: 51-614 (187 amino acids)
Molecular function (GO): protein binding
Source: RefSeq, a predicted model, not a curated record
CAAACCCCGCCCCUUCCUGGUUGUCCUAGCGACGGCGGUGGCGUCCCAAGAUGGCGUCGUGGCUGCCGGAGACCCUGUUCGAAAUUGUAGGACAAGGCCCGGCGCCGAGCAAAGACUAUUACCAGUUAUUGGUCACCCGAUCUCAGGUCAUCUUCAGAUGGUGGAAGAUCUCUCUGAGAAGUGAGUAUCGAUCAGCAAAACCUGGAGAAGUAAAAGAAUCUCAUCCAUACUUUCUAGAGAAUUCGCAUCUUCAAGUUCAAAUUGCCUUAGUAUUCGGUGCAAAAAUAUUGGACUAUGUCUUCAAUUUGUGCGAGGGUAAAUUAGACUACCUCGAACGGCUCUCAGACAGUCUGCUGCUGCAUAUCAUUUCCUAUCUGGAUCUCGAAGACAUUGCCAGUCUUUCUCAAACAUCACAAAGAUUUUCAAAGCUGUGCAUCUCUGACAAACUGUGGGAGCCGAUAGUUCAGUCUGCCUGUGACGACAUCACCCCUGAGAUGAGGGCCCUGGCCAAGGAUGUGGGCUGGAGACAGCUGUUCUUCGCCAACAAGCUGCAGCUCCAGCAGAAAUUCCGCAAGAGGGGAAGACAUGGACACCAGAGAGGCAGUCAGGCUUAGGGACACGUUUUCCUACCUGCAGGGGUAUUGAGGCAUGGCUAUGUUUCUCCUCUGUGUCCAAAUCUCUUCUCUUUCCUUCGAUUAAGAACUAAGGGGCUUUGCUGAUUCCAGGAGCCCUCUGAAAAGCAUAGAGUCUGCACACAAAUGCAGUAAAUUCAACUGGGCAGUGCUUUGCUUGAGCCAUAGUCCCGUUGUGGUGAAGGUCAAAUCGUGGCCCCAGCACGAGGGCUGCAGGACAAGAAGCCCCGCAGUAGUGUCUUCCCCACCCCCUCCCGACACCCAUAAGAAAGGAGGCUUCUGCCAUGUAGAAACAAACAAUAAAUGAUUAUUAGCGGGUUUUUAUUACAUAUCUAUUUUAUCGAGGCAUUGAGAAAAGAAACUCAGCUUUUGAAUGUUUUCCCGUUGUGUCAUCUGAGUCCAUCCGUGGAGCAGGUGGCCACGUGUUCCCACAAGGAACUGUGGGGCAGUGGCAGCGGGAGGCACUCCUGGUGAGUGCAGCCACCUUCUCAGCCGUCCUGCGGGCUCGGGUACCAGGCUCCGCCCUCUCGUGUCAUCGUGUCCUCAUGUCCUCUUCCAGCGACAGCCUCCACCGGGGUCCUGGGGCAUGGCGGGAGAGCAGGCCAGGCGUUCUGCUUGCAGACCUCGUCCUGAGUCCAACCUCCCCGGACUUCGCAUUGUCAAACAAACCUACAGAUAUUUCUCAAAAGGAUGCUGCUUCCCCCAAGGCGACGUGGACAGUUACCGCUUCUAUAACAGGGAUGUUUAAGAGCCCAGGCUGUGGGUUAACUGAGUGAAAGCCUAAGUACGCUUUGUAUUCUGUUAACUCAGCAAAGGGGCGAAAACAGUACAGUUCCACCUCCCUGAGGAGGGCUAUUUAAAAAUUAUUUUCUUCCUGCGUGCUCAUGAUGAUUACUUACCCCAGACAAUGGACUCGUAGCAGCGAAUAAUCUAAUGACUCCUUUUAGGCUGCAGAGCAAAGUAGCUUCCACCUUGUUAACCUUCUCAUUUCUUCCCUGCAGCUUCCACUUUGCUACCUAGAAAAAAAUAACAUGCCCCUCCCCCGCCCUUCCAGAGCGAGAGGAACUCCCAUGAUGCAGCGGGACCUCCCAAAUGGUGCAAAAGUGGACUCUGGCUGUCCUCCCCACCCAAGUUCUUCUGGAAGGGUUCCAUGGCCAUGGCUUAGUGAUGGAUGCUUUUUCCUUUUUUUUUUUUUUUUUUUUUACUAGAUCUGUGUUAUAUCAAACCAGAUUUUAAACCCUAUCUACACAGUCCUACUCAGUCAUCGAUUUCCAGGGACAUCUGUGAAAUCGAACGCAGCCGGCUUCCCUGCAGAUGAGCAGAGGGGUCAAAGUCGUGUCUGGAUUUAGUCCAAGCUCAGAGCAAAGAUUUUAUUGGCCAGAGGCCCAGGCCGCAUUCCCUGCCCGGGGGAGACACUAACCGGGCGGCGCAGGGCGACCCGCAGCGGGCGGAGGGCACGUGCUCCUGCGUGGCUGCCGCCGCCUUGCUUCUGCCUGAACUUUCGGAUUUCAGUCCCGGCCCGGUCUGUGGUGACAGAACACAGGUUAAUACCGUGUGCACGCAACAAUUGUGUGUAUGCACAAUUUGGUAUAUCUGCCUAACCGCAUAAACGUAAAAUUUCAACUCAUUUGUAACAUCGAUACAAAGUGUCAACAGCCGAAAAUUUUCUCAUGUGGUGCUUAAUCAGCUAACAGAUUCUGAAAGCUUGCGGGCAUGCAUGAUCUUCCAGAUUCAACAGGAAUUAGUAAGAACACAAAUAUGGCCAUUUGAAAACUCUUACUAGCUAUAAAAAAAUAUAAUAUAAAAAUAGAUGCUAAAAGUAAAUUACAAUUAAAAAUGAGUUAUAAAUGUUUAUUGUUAAGUUAAAAUAACAUAGGUUAUUAGAUUCUUUUCAUAAUUAUUUGUCCUAAUAAUUUGAGUGCCUUAUUACCUGAUCAUAAUUAGUUUUGCCAAAAUGUGAACAUCAUCAGCCUAAAAUCCUUCAUGGCACCAGCAUCCUGAGUGGUCCAAACACUUUGCCUGUCUCUUCCCUGCCUCACUUCCUGUAUUAGAUCCCACAUGACGAUCCCCCAGAUGGGAAUAAAGCGAUGGUUUGCCUCUGUGCCUUUAUUGACGGCUUCCACGUGGAUGGAUAAAUCUGCUUUGUUUAUGACAUACCAUUUUGGAGUGAAAUGCCACAGCGUUUUAUCUCGCCCUUUCUCAUCUUUUCAGUCAAAAGUGUGUCUACUCUUGUUAUCAUUCACCUUGUAAUGGUAAAGUACUGAUAUUUUCUGAUGAUUUGUAUGUUUUCAAGUUAAAACAAUUUAUUAACGAUAGGAAAUGUGAAUAUUUAAUUUAUAAACUAAACAAAUAAAUAUAUUUUACCUAA